AUGUAUUACCGUGGUUGUUUUAAGCCACGAAAAAGAUACGAACCUGAAUCAGAUUCUGAAGAUCCCACAGAAGAGUCGAAUCAGCCAAACUCUUCUAAAGAACUUGUGAUUGUUUCCAAUGUUGUACUCGUGCCAAGUCGUGAAGAAAGAUCUUGCAAUAAUUUCCAAAACCAGUUUGAAGAGCAUUUGCUUCAAAAUCAAAAAAGUGAUGAGGAAGAUGAAGGAGAACGGGCGUUGUGCUCGUCACUUGAAGUUGCUAAAAUUCAAAGAUCGGAAGCAUUUUUAGUUCGUACGAACGCAGAGUUACCAAGAGAGUUACAAGACAUCAAAACUGCGAAAUUUGAAGAACAAACGUUCUGUUCGUCUCAAGAUGUUAGCAUGAUUAUAGAAACGUCGGCAGUUAAUGAUAUUAAGAUUUAG
Molecule: messenger RNA, 420 nt
Organism: Parnassius apollo (apollo)
Lineage: Eukaryota; Metazoa; Arthropoda; Insecta; Lepidoptera; Papilionidae
Source: the annotation of a GenBank genome assembly